AUGGUGCAAGGGCCAAAUGUUAUUACUAAUGAGGUGAAUGGUGAGAGAGGUAACAUUUGGGUCUUUUGGAGGAAAUCUCCGGAAAGGCCGAAUGUUCUAUCCUCUUCAAAACAAGAUAUCACUUUGGAUUUUUCUGGUGAUUAUAUCACGGGUGUGCAUGCUUCUUCUGACGCGGUGGCAAGGAGAUCUCUUUGGAGUCAACUGUGGUUGGGAUUUAUUUAUAUUCCGUGGUUGAUGUUGGGUGAUUUUAAUUGUGUUAUGCACUUGGAUGAAAAGAAGGGUGGAAGGCCGAUUAAAGAAAUUUAUAUGAAUGAAUUUCGAAGUUGGAUCUCUGACAAUGGUUUGGUGGAAGCAUAUGUUAUUGGGAAGAAAUAUACUUGGACUAAUUGUCGGAGUGGUAUACAUAGAAUCGUUUCUAAACAUGAUAGGGCUGUUAUUAAUGAUGCUUGGUAUGAUAAGUAUGCUAAUUGGAGAUGCAAAGCUUUGCCAAGAGUUUGCUCUGAUCAUUUCCCUCUGUUUGGUUUUGCUUUUGACAGUCCAAGGCCAAAUAGGGCUCCUUUUAGAAUUCAUAAAAUGUGUCUUUCUCAUCCAUCUUUUUUGGAUUUUAUAAAGAAAAAUUGGAGUGGUAGGCUGGAUGGUGCGCCCCCUUUUGUAUUCACGUCUAAGUUAAAGAGACUGAAGGAAGCCUUGAAGGUUUCCGAUGCUAUAAAGGUUGUUAAUGAGGAUGAAAUAAAGGAUUACAUUAUUGAUCACUACCGUGCAAAAUUCAAUGGUGGAGGUGUGCAUAUUGAUCCAAAGUUGUUUGAAUAUGAGCAUGAAAGCAUCUCAGCUGCAAAAAGUGCUUUUAUGGAUGCUAUUCCGUCUUUGGAUGAAGUUAAGGAAGCAUUUUUCGAUUUGGGCGCAGACUCUGCAUCUGGCCCUGAUGGAUUUACAGGCUUGGCAUUACUAAAAAGGGUCCUAAUGAUUUUAAGGCCAAGAAAGGGCGUUUUCUCUGUCAAGUCGGUUAAGGCUGCCAUCAGGGCACCUGCGGAAGUUUCGCCAACUGCGGCUCUUUUUACUAGAAGUGUUGUGCAUCCUACCUUAAGUGUACAGUACUGGAAGUUAUUUAAUAAACAAUGUUGCGCUACUGAAGAUAACAUCAUUAAGAAUACAGAUCUUGUGGCCUCUUACAAGGUUGCAAAAGGGCGUAGUAGGAUGAUAAAGGAUCUGUGGCUUGUUGCAAAUCUUGCAAUAGUUACGGAAUUAUGGAAGCUGCGGAAUAAGGCUUAUUAUGCGGACAUGUAUGUUCGACGGCUUGAAUUUAAGGGACGGGUUCAUCAGAGUGAAGCACAGAUAUUGCAAGCACUCUAUUCCAAUUGA
This is a messenger RNA of Papaver somniferum (opium poppy), 1359 nucleotides long. RefSeq lists its product as uncharacterized. NCBI's taxonomy places the organism in Eukaryota, Viridiplantae, Streptophyta, Magnoliopsida, Ranunculales, Papaveraceae. Bases 1 to 1359 code for a protein of 452 amino acids. The transcript has 8 exons. The record is from RefSeq and is a predicted model, not a curated record.